Molecule: messenger RNA, 1711 nt
Organism: Papilio machaon (common yellow swallowtail)
Lineage: Eukaryota; Metazoa; Arthropoda; Insecta; Lepidoptera; Papilionidae
Product: L-asparaginase
Exons: 11
Coding region: 149-1621 (490 amino acids)
Biological process (GO): amino acid metabolic process
Molecular function (GO): asparaginase activity
Source: RefSeq, a predicted model, not a curated record
AGUCACCGGUUCAAUGUCGCGCCCGCGCUUGCGUCUCGCUCCGACAGAUUAAAAAAAAAUAAAGCAAAUAUUUCAACUUUUUUCACGUCACCAGAGACAUUUUUACAUCAAUUUUUGACAUUAUUUUGACGUUUAUAUCAACAUAGAAAUGGAAGCAAACGGUACUUCGGAAUGCACCAACUUUGACAGUUCAUUAGGUCAAUUUAUUUUGAACAACGGCACCAAAUAUGAACAUGACUCCACGAAGUAUGUAAGCGAUGUGAAAGUAAGCGGGAAAUUUAAGAAAUCUCGAAGUUUUGUGGAACUUAGUAAUAUGAGUUCAGUACAAAGUUUGAACUUGAUGGAGAGAAGGGUGCUGGUUAUUUAUACAGGAGGAACGAUUGGUAUGGUGAAAAAUGCUAAAGGUGUAUUGGUACCGCAAAAAGGUGCUUUCGAAAAUCUGAUACGGACGUAUCCGCAACUGCACGAUAAUGCGUCAUGGAAGCAAAGGCUAUCGGAGAAUAAUUAUGACACUAGCUUUUUGGUGUUACCAGACGCCAAGGAUUCUUGCUUAAAAGUGAUGUAUAAAAUAAUGGAGUAUGAGGAAUUAUUGGAUUCUUCUAAUAUGACUGAAGCGGAAUGGAUACGAAUCGCUCAAGAUAUUAUGAAAAACUACUCAAUGUACGACGGGUUCGUGGUACUACAGGGUACGGACACUUUGUCGUAUACGGCCUCCGCUCUGUCCUUCAUGUUUGAAAAUAUUGGGAAAUGCGUUGUACUCACUGGCUCUCAGAUCCCAAUAUUCGAGCCGCGUAGUGAUGGCACCGACAACUUUGUGUCAUCUCUCAUGAUUGCAGGAACCUUGAACAUACCAGAGGUUACCAUAUUCUUCGGCAGCAAGUUAUUUAGGGGAAAUAGAACGCGUAAGAUAUCUGUAAAUAAUUUCUACGCUUUCGACUCCCCGAAUUGCCCACCGCUGGUGGAAGUGGGUAUUAAUUUCGUCGUCAACAAAAAGUUGAUCUUCAAGCCGAAUGUCAUUGACAAGUUCCAGCUGCACGCUAAGAUGUCCAAGAAUGUGGGAUUAUUGCGGAUAUUCCCGAGCAUUAGUGCGUCAGUGAUAAGGGCAUUUUGUCAGCCUCCUAUUGAGGGUGUAGUAUUGGAGAGCUACGGCGCUGGUAAUAUUCCUUCUAACAGAGAGGACGUACUAAAAGAGAUUAAAGAGGCGGUGGCUCGAGGCGUGAUCGUUGUUAAUAUCACGCAGUGCAACACUGGUGCUGUCUCGUCUCUCUAUGAGACAGGAAGAUUGAUAUCAGAAUGUGGGGUCGUUUCGGGUUACGAUAUGACACCAGAAGCGGCACUAACGAAACUGUCCUAUAUUCUGUCGAAAACGGAACUCACCCUACAAAAGAAGACAGAGCUUAUUUCUCGGAAUAUAAGAGGAGAGUUAACUAACACAUCUACGAUAGCUAUUGAGGACCAUACCCUGAUAGAUGCAAUUGCUAGCAGCCUCAACAUGACAUGUCCAAAGAAAUUAGUAGAAGUAACAGAGAAGGUGUUUAGUGCUCUUCUCUUCUAUGCUAUAGAUAAUAACGACUUCCGAGGUGUUAAAAAGAUGAUAGGUGCGGCGAGUCCCCACUCCUGACUGCGGUGAAGCACGACGAGGAGUCAGUAAUAAGAGUCCUGCUGCAGUGCGGCGCGCACCUGACGACUGCUGACUCGAAUGUGGUGAUGG